Molecule: messenger RNA, 474 nt
Organism: Neoarthrinium moseri
Lineage: Eukaryota; Fungi; Ascomycota; Sordariomycetes; Amphisphaeriales; Apiosporaceae
Exons: 4
Coding region: 1-474 (157 amino acids)
Source: RefSeq, a predicted model, not a curated record
AUGGGUUUCUCAGGUCCCGGCGUCUAUGCUAUCGUCCCUUACCAGGCUCCAGGCCUGAGCAUGAACUCAUGGGGAGGUCAUAAGGAGGCUGGUGCCGUUGUCAGAACCUACGACCGCGGCGACCGCGACCGCCCAACUCCCAACACGCUCUGGCAAGUAGCCCAAGUGGCCGGCUCCGGGGAUAAUGCGGAAUAUCUCAUUAUCAAUGUUCUGACUGGUUACUUCCUUACGGCCACUGGCGACAAGACCAUCACGUCGACUCCCCAGAUCUCUCCCAGCGACGCGUCUUGCCGCUGGUUCAUCAAGUCAUCGCGCACCAACGGCUACGAUGUAUUUGUUAUCAACAACAAGCUCAACGGCCGCGGCCAGCUCAAUGUCAGGGGUAGCGCUACCCAAUCUGGCACUGAUAUUAUUUCUUACCCGAUCGAGAACACCGACAACACCAAGUGGUACUUCGACCCGUUCACUGGCUGA